AACAAGAAAAGGUUUGAUAACAGAGAAAUAACAAGGGAUAACUAAUCUGUCGCCAGCUUUGUCGAGAUCACAUUAUCGUCGGCACCGUCUCUCCUCUCUUCCUUCGUCGCGACAGAUGUUGUGAGCAUCCGGGGGAGAUGUUUUUUGGUCUCCGUAUCUUUGAUCCGAUUUCUCUGUUCGAUCCACUCGACGGGUUGUUUCGAAAAGCGGCGCUUGGAUCUCUCGUGUCGGUGGAGAUCUUCUAGGGUUUCUAUUCGGCGGUCGAAGGCUGGUGCUUGGGUUUCUUCGCGAUCAGAGUUGUGGGCGGAUGAAAGUUUAUUGAUUCGGUAUUCGGUAGUGAGUGGUGCUCCUUUUGUUGGAUCCUCUUAUCAGAGGAGGAUUCGGAGUCCCGAUGAUGCGUGUGCGUGCUGGUUGGAGGUCUAGGAGUCGGUUUCCUUGUAAUGUAGGUCUUGAUGCCCAAGAAUAACGAUUUUUAGGGUUUUUUUUCUGUACGAAUUGGUGGCUUCGAUUGUUCUGAUCGUGUUUGGUCGGUGGCGGAGAGUCGUAGGGUGGAUUGCUGGUGAUUUAAAGGAGUAUUCUUUGGUACAACCUUGGAGAUCUGAGGAUUUUGCGUUGAGUUGAUUAGUGUGGGGUAUUUGUAUUGGAUCUUGAAUGAUGGAGCGUGUGAUAGGUGGAAAAUUUAAGCUUGGCAAAAAGAUUGGAAGUGGUUCUUUUGGCGAGCUCUAUUUGGGUAUUAACGUACAAAGCGGAGAGGAAGUAGCAGUAAAGCUCGAAUCAGUGAAGGCGAAGCAUCCUCAACUUCAUUAUGAGUCGAAGUUGUAUAUGCAUCUCCAAGGAGGAACUGGAAUCCCCCAUCUUAAGUGGUUUGGUGUGGAAGGAGAAUACAAUGUCAUGGUCAUUGAUCUUCUCGGACCUAGCCUAGAAGACUUGUUCAACUACUGUAACCGGAGGUUUUCACUGAAAACAGUCCUAAUGCUUGCUGAUCAAUUAAUUAACCGAGUUGAGUAUAUGCACUCAAAGGGGUUUCUUCACCGUGAUAUAAAGCCAGAUAACUUUCUUAUGGGCCUUGGUCGUAAAGCAAAUCAGGUUUAUAUCAUUGACUAUGGCCUUGCGAAGAAAUAUAGGGAUCUUCAAACUCAUAAGCACAUACCAUACAGGGAGAAUAAGAACCUGACCGGGACUGCACGGUAUGCAAGUGUUAAUACACAUCUUGGGGUUGAACAAAGCCGAAGAGAUGAUUUAGAAUCUCUUGGUUAUGUGCUAAUGUAUUUCUUAAGAGGAAGCCUUCCUUGGCAAGGGCUUAAAGCUGGCACUAAAAAGCAGAAGUAUGAUAAAAUUAGUGAAAAGAAAAUGCUUACUCCUGUAGAGGCACUUUGCAAGUCAUAUCCAUCAGAAUUUAUAUCCUAUUUCCACUACUGCCGAUCAUUGCGAUUCGAGGACAAGCCAGAUUAUUCAUACAUGAAGCGACUUUUCCGUGACCUAUUUAUUCGAGAAGGGUAUCAAUUUGAUUAUUUUUUUGACUGGACCAUUGUGAAGCAUCCUCAAAUUGGUGCCAGUCCUCGAAUACGGCAAUCAAGCGAUAGGACGAAUGGAGCUAUUGGUCCAUCGUUUGAUCGGGGAGAAAGAACUUCAGAGCUUCGCGAAAGAUUCUCAGGUGCAGUUGAGGCAUUUGCUAGAAGGAAUGCUUCAGGUUCUGCUCAUCAUUGUGAUCAUUCCAAGCACAAAACUUUAGACGAUGCCCUUAUGUCAUCCAAAGAUGCUGUUGACUCAGAAAAAACCCGGCCAAUGUAUCGCCAUGGGAGUACAUCAAAGAUGGCUGUCUUGUCGAGCUUCAGACCGGGUUCCACCGAACCUAGUGAGCCACAAAAUAGCAGAACAAGUAGAAUAUUUUCAAGCAGCAGCCGGCCAUUGAGUGGUCAAAGGAUUCAGCAGCCUGUGGUAGAUUCUAGGUCCUCAUCCAUGUCCCGAGCUGCGGUUGUCAGAGGAACCCGUAAUGAAUCUCUACUUCGUAGCUUAGAUCUCCUCUCUCUUGGUGCUGAGAAGAGGAAGUAAAGAAAGCUGGAGGUGCUGGCCUUCAUUUAGGGGAUGAGUUGUUUCACACAUCCCCAACUUCCUUGAGGAUUCCAUGCGUUUAUGAUGCAUUGUCCAUAUUUUAUGUUAAGCCUGAUGACCAUCCGAUGUAAUAUAGUGCCAAACUUGAUAACUAUGACAUUCAAUAAUUGAAGUCAAAGCCCCCGGUGACACCAGCUACAGGCAGUAGUAAGUUGCCCAAAAGCCAAGUCGACGUCAGUCGUGGGGUCCGAGCAUAUAACUCUUUACAGCA
Messenger RNA from Musa acuminata subsp. malaccensis (wild Malaysian banana), 2323 nucleotides. RefSeq names its product casein kinase 1. Gene Ontology annotation, biological process: endocytosis; peptidyl-serine phosphorylation; signal transduction. The record is from RefSeq and is a predicted model, not a curated record. Gene Ontology annotation, cellular component: cytoplasm; nucleus. Lineage: Eukaryota; Viridiplantae; Streptophyta; Magnoliopsida; Zingiberales; Musaceae. Gene Ontology annotation, molecular function: protein serine/threonine kinase activity; ATP binding.